Messenger RNA from Zingiber officinale, 1840 nucleotides. Its product is annotated as GDP-L-galactose phosphorylase 2-like. Gene Ontology annotation, molecular function: GDP-D-glucose phosphorylase activity. Lineage: Eukaryota; Viridiplantae; Streptophyta; Magnoliopsida; Zingiberales; Zingiberaceae. The record is from RefSeq and is a predicted model, not a curated record. The transcript is spliced from 6 exons. The coding region runs from base 382 to 1689 and encodes 435 amino acids. Gene Ontology annotation, cellular component: cytoplasm. Gene Ontology annotation, biological process: glucose metabolic process.
CCUGUCUUCCGCGCUCGCGCUCCUCCCUCCAUAAAUUGGAGGAGGAGGCGACAAGGCAGCAUCGGAAGGGAAGCAGGCGAUUUCCGAGACGAGAUCGAGUUCGAGUUCGACAAUCACGGCUGGUAACGUUGGAGCGGGACGGUGGGGAUCCCACCGCCGCUUCCGCCGUCUUCCGCAAGUGGAGACCACUCCUCAGCGUCGUCGCCUCUUAGACAACGAGCGCAGCCCCUCCCCGAACGGUGGUCGCGGCGCCCUACCCUCCGCCGGCGGAAGCCCCUCUGACCUCCUCUUCCUUGCGGGUGGUGGCCGUUCGCCUGCCUGCCCUAGUUUUGUUAUUUAGCUUCUUUGUUAUAUCCACUCGCAGUAUAGGAGAAGGAAAGGAUGAUGACCAUGACAAGAAUCCCUACCGUUCUCUCCAAUUACCAGGAGGACGACUCGGCCGAGCCCCGCGCUUGCGGCCGGAAUUGCCUCGGCAAGUGCUGCUUGCCUGUCUCCAAACUUCCACUGUACUCUUUCGAGGGUGAUGCGAAUCCCAGGAACUGUUCCGCCGGCACGGACGAACCACCGCCGGAUUUCUUCCUCAACAACCUUUUGCUUGGACAGUGGGAGGAUCGGAUGAGCCGUGGCCUGUUCCGAUACGACGUGACGGCAUGCGAGACGAAGGUAAUCCCUGGGGGGUGUGGCUUCAUUGCGCAGUUGAAUGAGGGCCGCCGCCUCAAGAAGAGGCCCACUGAGUUCCGGAUCGACCGUGUCCUCCAGCCCUUUGAUCCUGCCAAGUUUAACUUCACCAAGGUCGGCCAGGAGGAGGUCCUAUUCUGCUUUGGGGCAGGGAAAGAUCGAAAAGCUUGCUUCUUAGAGAGUGCUACAGUUGGCGAAGAAAACUCCUCCAAUGUUGUUGCUAUCAAUGUGAGUCCUAUCGAGUAUGGCCAUGUCCUGCUGAUUCCCCGGGUGUCAGAUUGUUUACCGCAGCAAAUUGAUCCUAAUAGUUUCUUGCUCGCUCUUCGUAUGGCUGUGGAAGCUGGAAGCCCAUACUUUAGGCUUGGCUACAAUAGCUUGGGUGCCUUUGCAACCAUCAAUCACCUGCAUUUUCAGGCUUAUUUUUUGUCCAUGCCUUUUCCUGUGGAGAGAGCUUCUACUCAAAGAAUUCCAGUUGCUAAAGGUCUGUGCCAGAGGGGAGUGAACAUCUCACGAUUGCUGAAUUAUCCAGUGAGGGGGCUUGUUUACGAGGGAGGUAAUAGUUUGAGAGACUUAUCUGAUGUGGUUUCCAAGUCUUGCAUGUGUCUUCAAGACAACAAUAUCCCAUUUAACGUUCUUAUUUCUGAUUCCGGCCGGAGGAUCUUCCUCUUUCCCCAGUGCUAUGCUGAGAAACAAGCCUUGGGUGAAGUGAGUCAGGAGCUCUUAGAUACGCAAGUAAACCCGGCUGUGUGGGAGAUCAGUGGGCAUAUGGUGUUGAAGCGCAAGAAAGACUUUGAAGAAGCAACAGAGCAAUAUGCUUUGAGGCUACUAGCCGAGGUCUCUCUUUCGAAGGCAAGGUUCGAGGAAGUUAAAGCCUACAUCUUUGAUGCCAUAGAACUAGCAGAGUCUGAGAAGGAAAAAAUGGAGCCAAAGAAGAAAAAAGAAACCUUAUUUCAGUCAUCAGCUCUUGCCACUCAUCAUCACUUGGUAGGAGGUUGCCUAGUCUUGCAGUGACAAAGUUGGCUGCGAGUUGCCUAGUGUUGCUAUUUCCUUGUCUUGGUUAUUUCCAAACGAAUUAAGUGUUGCAGACAUUAUCCAGUAUUUGGUAUGUUCAAUCUUGUGAUGUGAAUAAGUUUAUUGUAGCAAAGGUGAUAACCUUCAUUCA